CAUCGAAUUUUGGUAAUUGGCUUCUCUCUCGCGCUUUUCAUCACAUCACAGCGUUCGAUUGAGAAACCCUAGAAUUCUCUUUCCUCUCUGUUUCCCUGAGCCACGACCACCACUCCUCCGCCAUCACCAUGGUCGACCCUCUUGACACCAGCUUAGAUGAUAUCAUCAAGAACAACAAGAAAUCCGGAUCCUCAAACUUCAGGGGCCGCGGCGGUGCUUCUUCUGGACCAGCUCCCUCUCGCCGCUUUAACAAUCGCGGUCUUAAUAGAGCAGCGCCCUAUUCUAGAGCCAAGGCGCCUGAGACGCCUUGGUCACACGACUUGUUUGUAGAUCAUGGUGUGGCGUAUCCUUCACACCCUGCACGGGCCUCUACUAUUGAAACUGGCACGAAGCUUUAUGUUUCGAAUUUGGAUUAUGGUGUUUCCAACGAGGAUAUCAAGGAACUUUUUUCUGAAGUUGGCGAUCUUAAACGGUAUUCUAUAAAUUAUGAUAAAAGUGGGAGAUCAAAGGGAACAGCAGAAGUAGUUUUUUCGCGACAAGCAGAUGCUCUAGCUGCUAUAAAGAGAUACAACAAUGUUCAGCUAGACGGGAAGCCCAUGAAGUUGGAGAUUGUGGGUGCAAACAUCGUGACGCCUGUUCUACCUGCUCCUUCAAAUCCCAAUUUUGGGAACUCAAGUGGAUUUCUUAGAGGGUAUAUAUAUAUAUUUUUUUCAAUUCAUUUGUUCUUAUUUCUAAUUUUCGAUCUGCUUUUACGAGCGUAGUCAUGUAUUACUGCA
This is a messenger RNA of Cucurbita pepo subsp. pepo (vegetable marrow), 776 nucleotides long. NCBI's taxonomy places the organism in Eukaryota, Viridiplantae, Streptophyta, Magnoliopsida, Cucurbitales, Cucurbitaceae. The record is from RefSeq and is a predicted model, not a curated record.